GCUAUGUAUUUCUAUAGAUAGGCCCAUGGGCUUAUAGCCCAUUGUCUGUGUUGGUGUAUGUGUUAUAUAUAUAUGUAUGUAUCAAAGACACAGAAAGUGGAGUGGUCUCUGGAAUUUUCCAUACCCCUUCAUGGUGUCGGAGCCUGGUUAGAGAGAGAGAGAGAGAGCUCGGCGACAGGAGUGACGGACUGGAUCUAGAGAUGUCCAGGCGCCUGAGGUGAGAUUGCCUGGCUGAGGAGUGCACCCGUGCUGCUCCUGUUGGUGGACCUGCUGCUGUGGUACCUCCUGCUACUGGUGCCUUGCUCUGUGGUGAAGAAGGAAGAGAAGGGAAAGCAUCCAGUGGAAGAAGGAAGCAGCUCAUACAUGAUGGGGGAAAAUCAAGGAAUUGAGCAAGUGCUUGGAAAAUUGGUAGAACUACUUACUGCAAAGAAGGAUGAGGUCUCAUCUUCAAGCAGAGAAAUUGUUGUUCAUGCUGAACCUGUCCAAAAGAUAGAGUUGAUGCCAAAUGAUGUCAAAUUAGAGGGCAUAAAAAAUUACUUGGCUUGGUCUAGAAGGGCACUUCGGUUGUUGAAAGCAAAAAAACUUGAAGGCUUCGUCAUUGGGGAAUCAUCUGAGCCAUCAGAUAAGUCAAGUCCUGAAUGGAGCACAUGGGAUGCUACCAACUCUCUGGUAGCAGCGUGGAUGUUGAGUUCUAUGACUCCGGUCAUUGCAAACACAGUAGAUACAAUUGUGAGUGCAAAAGAGAUAUGGAAAGCUUUGGAAAAGAUGUAUUCAGGUGCUGGAAAUGUGAUGCUGAUGGUUGAAAUAGAAGACAGACUCCAUGAUCUCAAACAGGGGGAGCGGUCGGUGAUGGAAUAUGUUGCUGAGUUGAAGAGUUUGUGGGCUGAUGCAGAUCAUUAUAAACCUAUCGAGUUGCCACACUCAGAGUGUGUGACAUGGGUGAAGAAGUGGAUAGAAGAAAAGAGAGUCAUUCAUUUCUUAAGGGGGCUGAACCCAGAGUUUGAGGCAAGGCGUUCUGCUAUUUUUCAUCAACCGACUCUUCCUAGCCUAGAUGAGGCCAUAGCUGCUAUUUCACAAGAGGAGUAUAGACUAAAGGUGAUGAGGGAGACUGCUACAUCACCAUCUCCUGCAUCCUUACCUCGUCCAAUUUUUGCAGCAACAGAAAUGAAAGAAAAUAGAAAGUGUUUCAAUUGUGGUGACACUGGACACUUGAGUCGUGAUUGUCCUAAGCCACUCAGGCCCAACAAUGGUAGAGGAAGAGGUACCAGAGGUGCUCUUAGGGGUGGUAGAGGCUAUGGAGGAAGAGGUGGCUAUAGGGCCAACGUAGUGGGUAUAGAAGAGGAGCUUUCUAGAGCAGCAGCUUCAUCGGUGAAAGCUGAAGAACCCAAACAAUGGAAAGAAAAAGUUCCAACUUCAUCAAUGAAAGACGAAGAACCCAGACAAUGGAAAGAUAAAGUUGAGAGCUCAAGAGAUAAAGAUCAAGUUAAUUAUGUUGGUGACUUCGUCAACUUUGCCUACAUAGAUGAAGGAAAGGAGGACAGGGAGGAAUCUUGGGACUGCAACCAGGCAUAGUGGAUUGUGGUAUAUGGAUCGUGAGGACACAA
Sorghum bicolor (sorghum) is the source of this 1604-nucleotide messenger RNA. RefSeq lists its product as uncharacterized. The transcript has 3 exons. The record is from RefSeq and is a predicted model, not a curated record. NCBI's taxonomy places the organism in Eukaryota, Viridiplantae, Streptophyta, Magnoliopsida, Poales, Poaceae. Bases 364 to 1572 code for a protein of 402 amino acids. Gene Ontology annotation, molecular function: zinc ion binding; nucleic acid binding.